Molecule: messenger RNA, 2113 nt
Organism: Medicago truncatula (barrel medic)
Lineage: Eukaryota; Viridiplantae; Streptophyta; Magnoliopsida; Fabales; Fabaceae
Product: pentatricopeptide repeat-containing protein DOT4, chloroplastic
Exons: 2
Coding region: 10-1872 (620 amino acids)
Biological process (GO): RNA modification
Cellular component (GO): intracellular membrane-bounded organelle
Molecular function (GO): RNA binding; protein binding
Source: RefSeq, a predicted model, not a curated record
ACAAAAAUAAUGCCUUCAACUUUCGCCAAAUUCCAAAGACCUCUUUAUCUAUGGAACUUGAUGAUUCGAGACUCUACAAAUAACGGAUUCUUCACAAAAACCCUAAAAAUAUACUCUUUUAUGCACCAUUCUUCUGUUCAUGGCAACACCUUCACAUACCCUUUGCUCUUCAAAUCAUGUGCCAACCUCCUUUCGAUUCCACACGGUACAAUGCUUCAUGGCCAUGUGUUUCGACUUGGGUUUCAAGCUGAUACAUUUGUUCAAACUUCACUUGUUGAUAUGUACUCAAAAUGUUCUGUUAUUGAAUCUGCACGGAAGGUGUUUGAUGAAAUGCCGGAAAGAAGUGUUGUUUCUUGGAACUCGUUGAUUUCAGCUUACUGUCAUGAGUCUAUGAUGGAGAAGGCGUUGAGUUUGAUUAAAGAGAUGUUGGUUCUUGGUUUUAAACCGAGUUCGUCCACGUUUGUUUCGAUUUUAUCGGGUUAUUCUUCGAAUUUGAAUUCUUUUGAGUUUCUUUGGCAGGGUAUGUCUAUGCAUUGUUUUGUUAUUAAACUUGGACUUGUUUGUUUUGAGGUUUCUCUGGAUAACUCGUUGAUGGGUAUGUAUGCUCAGUUUGGACAAAUGGAUGAAGCAAGGAAAGUUUUCGACUUUAUGGAUGAAAAAACGAUAGUUUCGUGGACGACUAUCAUGGGGGGUUAUGUGAAGGUUGGGAGUUCCGUGGAAGCGGUUAAGUUAUUUAAUGAAAUGCAGCAUCAAAAUAUUGGUUUAGACUUUAUUGUGUUUGUAAAUCUUGUUUCCGGUUGCAUACAGUUAAGGGAGCAAUUGUUAGCUUCAUCUGUUCACUCUCUUGUACUCAAAUGUGGGUGUCAUGAAGAAGAUUCCAUUAAAAACUUGCUUCUAACUAUGUACGCACGCUGUGGUAACCUUACCUCUGCUAGAAUAAUAUUUGAUCUGAUCGUUCGAAAGAGUGUUUUAUCAUGGACGUCUAUGAUUGCAGGAUAUGCACAUUCACGUCGUCCAAAGGAAGCAUUAGAUCUGUUUAGAAGGAUGGUAAUGACAGAAAUUAAACCAAAUCGUGCAACCCUUGCAACUGUUUUAUCAGCUUGUGCUGAUUUGGGAUCACUUUGCAUUGGAGAAGAGAUUGAACAAUAUGCUUUCGAAAAUGGAUUUGAAACGGACCUACAAGUCCAAACAUCUCUCGUACACAUGUACUCUAAAUGUGGUAACAUCAACAAAGCAAGAGAAGUAUUUGAAAGGGUCGAAAAUAAAGAUUUAACUCUUUGGUCUUCCAUGAUAAAUAGCUAUGGUAUCCAUGGGAUGGGGAAUGAGGCUAUCAGUCUCUUCGAAAAAAUGACAACCGCAGAAAGGAUAAAACCAGAUGCCAUUGUUUACACUAGUCUUUUGUUUGCUUGUAGCCAUUCAGGAUUGAUAGAAGAUGGAUUAAAGUACUUUAAAAGUAUGCAAACAGAUUUCGGGAUAACUCCUACAAAAGAACAUUAUACUUGUUUGGUGGAUCUUCUCGCCCGAGUCGGCCAACUUGACUUAGCUUUAGAUACAAUUGAGGCAAUGCCGACAGAUGUCCAGGCCGAAGCUCUGAGUCCAUUGCUUAGUGCUUGUCGGAUCCAUGGCAAUAUUGAGCUGGGAGAGCUUGUAGCUGCCAAGUUAUUAGACGUUAGUCCAAAAAGUUCUUCAAGUUAUGUAGGAGUGGCUAAUUUGUACAACUCUGUUGGUAAGUGGAAGGAGGCGAAUACUAUGCGAAACAUGAUAGAUGGUAAGGGAAUGGUUAAAGAAUGUGGCUGGAGUCAGGUUCAGCAAUACAGUAGAAGCAGAAAUUGUGAAAGAAAACAGAUUGGGAAAGAACAUAGAAUCAUGUGAUAAGUGUUUUCUAUAAAAGAUCAAUGUAUGGUUGGAUUUUGAAUGGUAGUCAUCGAUCAAGGAAUAUCAUACAGGCUAUUUAGAAGUUGAACAAAGGUACACUAAACUCUCCUUAUGUUUCGACUAUAAACAAAAAUAACUAUUUAACGGUGCACAUAACUAGUUGACAUUUUUGUUUUGGUGAUAAUUUACUUUCUGGUAACGCCUCUAAUUUAUUCUUAGUUUACCAUUUUUUUCCUUA